Molecule: messenger RNA, 813 nt
Organism: Ylistrum balloti
Lineage: Eukaryota; Metazoa; Mollusca; Bivalvia; Pectinida; Pectinidae
Product: transmembrane protease serine 9-like
Exons: 7
Coding region: 1-813 (270 amino acids)
Biological process (GO): proteolysis
Molecular function (GO): serine-type endopeptidase activity
Source: RefSeq, a predicted model, not a curated record
AUGAAGUACAUUAUUGCGAUGUGCUUAAUUGCUUUUGUGGCUUGUGACAAGUAUCCAACUUUUGGCCAUCGAAGUCAACACUUGAUUAAGAACAAGAUGUCUAUGGCGAAAAGGAAGAGUUCAAGAAUCAUCAACGGAGAAGAUGCGGACAUCAGUGAAUUUCCUUGGCAAGCGUCACUUCGGAUUUUCUCUCAUCAUGUAUGUGGCGCAGCCGUUAUUGCGACAAGAACAGCAGUCACUGCCGCUCAUUGUGUUAAAGGCAGAUCACGGUCAUUUACUCUCAAAGUUGGUUCAACAAAGCUUUCAGGACAUAAGGGGACUGUUGUUGCAGUAAGAAAGAUCAUUACCGUAAGUAUACAUCCACAUUUCAAGAAAUUUCGCAACGACAUAGCGAUCCUUAAGUUUGAUAGAGAUAUAGCAGGACCAUCACAUCGCCUGGCCAAAACAAUUGCAAUUCCCAAGAGCGACGACGACUUUGCUGGAGCAAAAUGUAUCAUUACAGGAUGGGGGAGGAUCUUAGACGUUAAUGGUUCAUUAAUUCGUACCAACAAACUGCAGAAGGCACGGACCAAAGUACUCACUGUGUCAGACUGUAAGAAGAGGGCGGGUAAAAGCUUUAUCAAGAAAAGUCAUGUGUGUGUGUACACCGGAUAUAAUGGAGCUUGCUUUGGUGACAGCGGUGGAGCACUCAGCUGUGGGAAAGUGCUUGUUGGCGUUACGUCAUUUGGUCAUUUUGGCUGUGCCGUCAAUCAUCCUAGUGUCUAUACUAGAAUAAGCUGCUACAGGGAUUGGAUCCAAAAACACAUCAGAUAG